GGUAAGAUCGCUCACUACUAUAACACAUAGGUGUACACAGCUCAAUACGGGACUGCUGAAGGAAGCUAGUACCAAACGGACGGACUAAGGGAUCGAAUUGUGUGUAUUGGCGGGAAUAUAUUGACGCAGAGGCUAAUCCGUUCUGUGUACUAACACACACUGAGACCUGCUAUCUACGGGACAUGUAAGGUGGGACCUUCACAGGAAGGGUCGUCACAGCAACUCGUCCAUCAAAUGCCGUGUGUACGAGGGAACUGUCAACAAAGGAUGUGCCACCUUUGGACGGAGAGAGAUGGUCGACCAUUUCGGCUGUGAUUUACGCACUGUGUUUGGAUUCUAAUUAUUAGGAUUCGUUAAGAUGUCACGGCGUGUUGUGGAUGAAAGCUACAAUGUUUUGAAAUUCGUCAUUAAUCUUGCUCCAAUAAAUUGCAAAGCUGUUUCGAAACAAAGUUCGGCAAUGUAAGAACUAAAGAAAAGGAUGUGUGGGUAGUGAGUAUUGAACGGUGCCAAUAUUUUGUGUUUCUUUCGUUUUAAAAUAAUGCACACGAUGUCUAAGCCGAGCUUCGCCGUCCAGGCAAAAUUCAAAUUUUACACGGACGAGGAGUCUUUGGCGGGAGAAUGGAAGCAUGCGGCCAAAUGUAACGCCAGUCAGAUUACAUUUUUGGAGGGCAUUCUUCUGAAAACUCUCGACCACAAUUCGCCAUUUUUGUACGUCGACUACUCCGUGUUUUAUGGCGGGAUCAGGACGUCGGACAAUGCAACAUUCCAGGAACUGAACACGUCACUUCCGGGCAAUAACGUGCUGCGCGUGCAGAACCAUCAGUAUUCUACAGACAUACCCCCAAAGAGGGUGAGCGAGCCAGGUUGCUAUGAUGAAUUGGAAUGUAUAGCCAGAAACGAUGUGAGCCAACUUCCAAGGACACCAGUCAGCAAGGACAGUGUUUAUAUUCUAUCAUCGUUCAGAGCAACGGAACAGACUCAAAACUUGGAGAAAAUAUGGAAAAUUUGGAGUGGAGCAAAUUAUAUACUAUGGAAGUGUCCCAAACAGUUAAACAUUCGCCGGAUUACGUUCCUUCGGACAACCACCUGUACGGACCCUUUCUCCUACUUAGUGUUGUGUGAGUGUGAGGAGGGCCUCAACUUCCUCAACCACGCUAAAGAGUUCUCGGACAGGUUACGACAACGAUGGUGCGGACUUGUGGGACUUUACAAGGUUGAACGCUAUUACAUUCCUCCCAAAGAACGCAGGACGAUCUGAAAGUCACUAUUUGCAUUUUUUUCCUAUAUGAAAAAUGGUACACUAGUUGCAAUAUGUCAUUCUCUCCGCGGGUCCCUUGAUCGGAUUCGUAUCUGUUUAUAUGCAUUGUCUGUAAUGGAACGCGCCGAAUCAGUCAAAACAAACUGGUUCGCGCGGUUCGUUUUCUGAAUCGUACCACUUGAAUUCAAAAUGGCGGAACUGUGCUGUUGCACUCGUGUAUUGGUUUGAAGUAGGGCAGAAAAUCUUCCUUUGUUUAUAAAAUUGUGUAGAGUUUAUGAUAUAACUAUUUUUAGUUUUUUUAAGCAGACAACAAAUAACGGUUUCUUUUCUUUGAAGCUUAUUAUUGUAGACAGGCAGACAUUUUGGGCACUUAUGUGAGAUUCACACGAUAUGGUACUCUCUAAGGCACAUUAAUUUUACAUUAAGAUCUAAGCAUACGGUACACUUCUAAUCUAAUGUUAUAUUUGAGUCCACAUACCCAUUGACAGCCAAUUUGAUGCUCACUCCGUACAAAUAACUAAAAAAACCUUUAAAAUCCAUUUAAAGAUGAUCAUCGUCCAAGCAAAUUACAAUCAUCUGAUAUUAGAUAGUCUAUAUCCCUAAUUAAAUUUCACGUUAAACUAGGUUCCGGAAAAAGUUGUAAUUAUACAAAUAUAGAUGGAAAUCUCUGGUCGAUCUAAAUCGUCGAGGACGAGAUCAGAUGCAAAUGAGGCUCCCAUAUAAGGCACCCCAAUCCCAUAAUGCAGUGCGUUAGGAAAAAGAAAACAGUAAUUAAUAGACAGAGAGAGUCGCAAGAAGUAUUUGGGUGGAAACAAAAAAAGUGGGAAUGUCAUAAAAAAAGGUCUACUUUUUGUACCCUAUGCACUGUCCCGUAUCGCUUUUUUAUGCAUGCAUAAUUAAUUUACUUUUUCUUAAGGUCUUAAUAAAUGAAAAUCAAAUUUAAUGUCAAAACUAAAUUAAGAUAGAAGUAGGAAUGGACGUCUGGAAGCAAAAUGUAUGAAAUAUAAUGUUUUGCGACACUGUAUUUUGUUACAUGGGCGAUGAUCACCUUUAAAAUGAAAGAGUAAUCAUUAUAUAUUUACAAUAUGCUGUUUAAGCUCAAUCUCCUCGGUUGAACUGUGUUAUUCUCAACUGGAAAUCAUAAGGUCAAAAAAUUUAUUUUUUUUUGGUUCGACUUGACUUAUCUAACAUUUGGUAUUGAAAGAAGAAAUCGUGUAUGCAAUAUAUUCAGAAGAUAACCCUUCCAUGCAGAGAGAAUCAGUAAACUGUUUAUUCACAAACCUCUGUGUUAAUUAUAUAAGGUACCUAAUAUGUAAUUUGUCCUGAGUAACUUCUGUAUUGCUCUUGUGUUCUUUUAUGUAAAAAGUGCAGAAAAAAACAUAUUUGGAGUAUACUAAUUCAAUACAUUGGUUUCUUAACUCAUAAUAGUGUUAUUAGUGUUAAGGAAAUACGUGCCAAACAUUUGUUUGAUGGAGCUUUAUAGAACAACGCUAAUUUGUAUGAGGUAGAAAGACAGUACGUGUGAUGUUAAUAACUGCUUUGGCGAUCAAGGAUACGUCUUACAUUCCCCUAAUUGUAGCAUCACUCAACAGGUGGCGCCACGAUAAAUCCCCUCCUUGUAUCUCAUGUAAAGUACCAAAGCAGGAAAAACUGCAGCUUGGAACGUGUUGGAAUGUGUUUUAUAUAUCUAAUUUAAUAUGCAAUACAAACACAUUUUCGAUGAUGUGCUCAGAUAACGGAAUGGCAAAAAAUCAUCAUAUUUUAUGAUUUUGUAAUACUUUUUUCGUUUUGUGUAUAACACAGAAUUACUCUUCAGGGAACGCGUAUCAAUGUUAACAUUGUGUAUUCUUCACACAUAUGUAUUUGUUAAAUAAAACGUAGUAUGUCUGUAUGUGUAACACUAUCAAAUAACACUUCAGCAUAAUCCCCUUGAAAUAUAAUGGUAUAAUAUAGCAGUUUGAUUUAAAAGGUGUCAGAAUGGUUAAUAUACGCAUAUUUAAAUCCUGUAUGACAAAUAUACUUUGGAAUUGAUGUCAAUCAUUUUCAAACCAGACGUUUUAAAAUAAAUUGCAUUUGUUGGCGUAUUAUAUCAUGCAUUUAAUGAUUAUCGAAUCCACGUGAUGACAUGAUAUCGAAUACCGCUGUCAGGUUACCGUAUUACAGGUCGCGGACCAUGCCAUGGAAGUACAGUGUAAUUCCUUAUUUCCCUAUCAACAUACUUAGUUCCUGGUGAUGUGAGGAUAUUUGGCCAGUAACCAAAAAAACACGUGGAACAGAUAAUUUAGUUAUUAAUAGGUAGCAUGUAAAGUAUGUAGGUGUUCAACCAUGCACGUUUACCAAAUGCAAUUGCGUGAAUGUAUGUGGAAUAUCUGACGUAGAUAUGCCAACAAACACAAAAUGGACUGAAGGCUUUAGUGUAGGCACCACCAAAUGUGGAUAUUCCUAACCAUUUAACGUCAAGGAUUGAUAUGUUCAUAGCCAAUGAACAUCAGAGAGGUGUAUAUUUAUAUCCAAUGAACGUCAGAGAAAUGCACAUUUGUUUAUCAUUCUGUGAAAGUCGGGGAAAAGCAUAUUCAUAACUAAUGAACACCAAACCUGUUAGUGCUUAUAGCAUUGAACCACAGACCCAUGGUUAUUUACAAUACUAGAGUAUCAAUGAUGUGAAUGUUCAUACUCAAUAAACCGCAAAUAUGUGUGGCGUCGAUAACCAAAACGUCACAUACGUGGAUAUAUAGCACGGAAUUUAAACAUGCAGAUCUGAACAAGAAUGACUAAUGUACUGUAUCUUGAAAAAUAAAUGCUGACAUGAGAGAGAUGAAGAUUGUGAUAUACUAUUUUUACUUUUCGUUAUUUUUUUUUCGUGAUAAAAACAUGCAUUAAAUGUAUGAAUGAAUGGUUUGGAUUUUUAAAUUAUCAUUGCAAUCACAUGACAGCCGAUAAACCGGUACUAAUUUUUUUUAUAUUAAAACAUGUCCAUACAGUUGUUAAAGUCAUAUCAUUGUAUCAUACACGAAAUAAAGUUUUGAUGCAAAUGUU
Messenger RNA from Pecten maximus, 4294 nucleotides. RefSeq lists its product as uncharacterized. Lineage: Eukaryota; Metazoa; Mollusca; Bivalvia; Pectinida; Pectinidae. Bases 539 to 1258 code for a protein of 239 amino acids. The record is from RefSeq and is a predicted model, not a curated record. The transcript is spliced from 3 exons.